AAAACAAAUUUGAUUCUCACAUAAGAAAAAAAAAAAACAGAGAGAGAAAAGAAAAGGUUGAAACUUUGACAAUCUGAGAUUGUAAUUGAGGCGGGACCAUUAUUGAACGAACGAACGAACGAAAGCGAGAGAGAUUUGAUUCCUUCCCUUCCCUUCCUUCCUCAUCUUCUUGUUCCCUUCAGCUCUGUUUGACUCAUUGAUCCAUUCAAAAGCUUGAAUCUUUAAAUGACGAACGAUUCCGAUGAUGCCUUGGUCUCUUCAAGACAACUCCUUUUGCUUGCUUCGAUUUGUUCCGGUGCUCUCAUGUGCAAAAUCGUUUAUGACUUGACUCGUUUCAUAAGUCCAUUGCUCUUUGGUGUUUAUGGAAAACUCGACAGCAAAGUUAGAAUGGAAUGGAACAAUAGGGGAUUCUCAACCUUUCAUGCUGUUUUGACUUCUGUGGCUUCAAUCUAUCUCUUGGUGAUAUCUGAUCAGUUUGAUGAGAAUGUUCAUGGUGAUGCAGUUAUCAAUAGUACAACGAAGUUAUCAGAAUCUGUAAUGGGGAUCUCCUUGGGCUAUUUUCUAUCAGACUUGGCAAUGAUCUUUUGGCAUUUCCCUGCUCUUGGUGGUAUUGAAUACGUGUUUCAUCACUUCUUAUCGAUGUUCGCCAUCAUUCUUUCUGUCACAAGUGGGCAAAGUCAGUUCUACAUCUUCAUUGUUCUCUUAUCAGAGGCCACAACCCCGUUUGUUAAUCUACGGUGGUAUUUGGAUACUAGUGGUCAAAAAGGCUCCAAGGCUUACACACUCAACGGGAUUGCCCUGUUCUUGGGUUGGCUGGUUGCGAGGAUCUUAUUGUUCAUCUACUUCUUUGUUCACAUGUACCUCCAUUUCCAUCAGGUGAAGCAAGUGUUUCCACUGGGAUUUUACAGCCUUCUUACGAUACCACCGGCUCUAGCAGUGAUGAAUCUCAUUUGGUUCUGGAAAAUCACCAAAGGAAUGAUCAAAACACUCUCCAAGGCGAAAACAUCGGCAGUGAAGAAACAGUGAUUGAUGGUUAGAAAGCUCUGCUUGCCCUGGAAAAUAUUUUCGAUUGCAUUCACUUUGAUCUGUCCAUGAAAAAUUGGUUGAUAUUCAUGUUGUGAUUGUUCUUUGAUUCCUUUUGGGUUUAUGAACAAGAAUGUGCAAGCUAUGGGGGAUUUGUAUAUUUUCAAACCUUUCAGCUGUUUCUUAGGUAUUCAACUUGUAAAGUUAGAAUCAGAAUCGUCACUCAAUCUUCAAAGAUGCUACUGUUACCAAAUGGCAAGAUUUGGUUUGGUGUAGAA
Molecule: messenger RNA, 1301 nt
Organism: Camelina sativa (false flax)
Lineage: Eukaryota; Viridiplantae; Streptophyta; Magnoliopsida; Brassicales; Brassicaceae
Biological process (GO): lipid homeostasis
Cellular component (GO): endoplasmic reticulum; membrane
Source: RefSeq, a predicted model, not a curated record